Phlebotomus argentipes is the source of this 894-nucleotide messenger RNA. Its product is annotated as lectizyme-like. The record is from RefSeq and is a predicted model, not a curated record. The coding region runs from base 1 to 810 and encodes 269 amino acids. Gene Ontology annotation, molecular function: serine-type endopeptidase activity. Lineage: Eukaryota; Metazoa; Arthropoda; Insecta; Diptera; Psychodidae. Gene Ontology annotation, biological process: proteolysis. The transcript is spliced from 3 exons.
AUGAAGCCCGUUCUGGUGUUUGUGCUCUUCCUCGCGGCCGCUGCGGCCAUCACGCUGCCCAAGAAAGAUAAUGACUUCUCCAGUCGCGUCACGGGCGGCCAGAGCGCCAUUCCCUACGCCCAUCCUUUCGUCAUUGCCGUGGAAUUGGCCCUCACGGAGGUGCACAAGCAGCAAUUCUGCGCCGGCACGCUCAUCCACACCAACUGGGUGCUCUCCGCCGCCUCCUGCUUCGACGAUCUGCCCAUCAUCGGCAGGCUCGAGGUGUGCUCCGGCCUGUAUGAGCUCACCAAUCGCACCUUCUCGCAGCACCGCGAAGUGGCCUCCAUCUCGAUGCAUCCCGACUACCGCGGCGGCGUGAGCCCCAACGACAUCGCCAUGCUGAACGUGGAAGAGCCCUUCGAGAUCGACCUGUACACGCAGCCCAUCCGCCUGCCGCAGCCCAACACCAUCCACUACGGCUACGUGACACUGUUCGGCUGGGGCGACACCUCCACCACCGACACGCCCAACUUCCCCGAGAACCUGCAGGCCGUCGUGAUGCCCAUCCUCAGCUACGUGGAGUGCUACCAGCACCUGCGCGGCAGGACGCCCCUCGAGGUCACCAACAUGUGCACCGGCCCACUCCUGGGCGGCAUCUCGCACUGCACCGGCGACGCCGGCGGCCCGCUCACGCAGCAGAACGAGGUCGGCGAGUACGAGAUCGUGGGCAUCAGCAGCUGGGGCUUCACGCCCUGCGGCGCCUUCGGCGCUCCCUCCAUCUACACCCGCGUCUCCGCCUUCAACGCCUGGAUCCUCAACCAGAUGACGUAAGAAGCGCAGGACAUCGAGUGACUUGAGAGAAAUUAUGGAAUAAUGUGAGAGAAAUAAAAUAAAACCACAAUUUAUAUGUUUUGU